Molecule: messenger RNA, 672 nt
Organism: Drosophila ananassae
Lineage: Eukaryota; Metazoa; Arthropoda; Insecta; Diptera; Drosophilidae
Exons: 1
Coding region: 1-672 (223 amino acids)
Source: RefSeq, a predicted model, not a curated record
AUGUUCCGAAAACCAUCCCUGAUCCUGGCUAUCUGCCUCUGCGUGGGAGCCUCCCUGGCCCUCAAACUUCACGCUCCUAUCAGACCCAACGUCCACAUCCAGAAACUGCAGGCGGAGAACAGAGAACUAGCUGCCACCCACACAGACACCUCCAGGAGCUGUUUUGAAUUCUACUCACCCCAACUAAGUGCAGUCGUAGCCCAGUACCAGACUGAAUUCCAGUACUGUACGUCGAACUUUACCAUGGCCAAGGAAGUUAUUGAUAAACGAUAUGCGGAACCCUACAAUGAUAUCAUUCUCCAGUCCACCAACUCCUGCAGUGCCUGUUGUCAGGUUUGGAUCGAGCAGCAACAAACUCUUGAGGAAUUGCUGAAUCGUCUGGACUGUGCCAGUUCUGUGUCUGCCGAGAACUCCAAGAUAUUCUAUGGUAUUUCGGCGAAUGCCACCGAGAUAGCAACAAAAUUGGAGGAGGCCUACCUUACAAUAAAAACUCAAGAGGACAUAUGUUUCAACAAUGCAGAGGUUAGGUAUGUGACGAAUACUGCAGAAACCUACGAAGCUUUGAACGCAUGUCUCAGGGGUGAUGAAAGUAUCCCAAUCAGUUCUACUUAUGAGUAUCCUACUACUACAACCUUUCAGCCGGAAACUACUACCGAGGGUUGGAUAUUUUAA